AUGAUAUCCACAAUCUUAACACACAUCAUUAACCCCCUUGCAUACAUUGUCCCUGUCCUACUAGCUGUUGCAUUUCUUACACUAUUAGAACGAAAAGUACUAGGAUACAUGCAACUACGAAAAGGCCCUAAUGUAGUAGGCCCCUAUGGCCUUCUUCAACCAAUUGCAGAUGGUGUUAAACUUUUUAUCAAAGAACCUGUACGCCCUUCCACAGCCUCCCCAUUCCUUUUCCUCUUAGCCCCCACACUAGCCCUUACCCUAGCACUAACCCUUUGAGCCCCUAUACCUUUACCCCACCCCGUUACUGACUUAAACCUAAGCAUCCUAUUUAUCCUCGCCCUCUCAAGCCUAGCAGUGUAUUCUAUCCUGGGUGCUGGAUGAGCUUCUAAUUCCAAAUAUGCCCUCAUUGGAGCACUACGAGCAGUUGCACAGACAAUUUCCUAUGAAGUCAGCCUUGGACUAAUUUUACUAAGCACAAUCAUCUUUACAGGAGGCUUUGCUCUACAAACAUUUAACAUCACACAAGAAAGCAUCUGACUAGUAUUCCCAGCCUGACCCCUAGCUGCAAUAUGAUACAUCUCAACCCUAGCAGAAACAAAUCGAGCCCCAUUUGACUUAACAGAAGGAGAAUCUGAGCUUGUUUCAGGCUUCAAUGUAGAAUAUGCAGGCGGCCCAUUUGCCCUAUUCUUCCUUGCAGAAUAUGCUAACAUUCUCCUAAUAAAUACACUUUCUGCAACACUAUUCCUAGGAGCCUCCCACCUUCCAUACUACCCAGAAAUUACAACAAUUAACCUAAUAACUAAAGCAGCCCUACUAUCAGUCUUAUUCCUAUGAGUACGAGCCUCCUACCCCCGCUUCCGAUAUGAUCAACUCAUGCACCUCAUUUGAAAAAACUUCCUCCCACUAACCUUAGCCCUUGUAAUCUGACACCUUUCUCUCCCUGUAGCAUUUGCAGGCUUACCCCCUCAACUCUAA
Boleophthalmus pectinirostris (great blue-spotted mudskipper) is the source of this 975-nucleotide messenger RNA. Lineage: Eukaryota; Metazoa; Chordata; Actinopteri; Gobiiformes; Gobiidae. The record is from the annotation of a RefSeq genome assembly.